Hirsutella rhossiliensis is the source of this 465-nucleotide messenger RNA. RefSeq lists its product as uncharacterized. Bases 1 to 465 code for a protein of 154 amino acids. NCBI's taxonomy places the organism in Eukaryota, Fungi, Ascomycota, Sordariomycetes, Hypocreales, Ophiocordycipitaceae. The transcript has 2 exons. The record is from RefSeq and is a predicted model, not a curated record.
AUGGUGGAAGACGCGCUGAGCCUCAGGAAGCAUACGGGAGAGCGACCAGCCGCAGCCGCUACAGAUCCCGAUAGCACGGCUUCCUUCUACCUACGGUUUGACAUCGUCAACAUGUUUCCGGACCUCCGGGUCUCGGUCCUAUCCGAGCCGGCGGCCGGCACGUGCCCGGGGCGGGCCACUUUGCUGCGCUGGGAGAUCAUGGCCGACGGCGUCAUUCUUGAACUCUUGGACCGUGUGGCCGGAUCCGACGACUUCUCGGGGAUUGUAUUCACGCAGCUGCCGCACCAGCAGCGCUUGGCUGUUGGCCGCGGCCUGGCGCCCGAGCUGCUCCAGCUCGAUGUGCUGCGCCAGUACACGGUCUCGCAGCAGGACAAGGCCGCUCAAGUAAAACAUGUAUAUCCUGCGGCACUUGAAAGCCACCCUGCCGCGGCUUUGGAUGCCACCGAUAUAGAUAUUUCUAUGUAA